Molecule: messenger RNA, 3257 nt
Organism: Phragmites australis (common reed)
Lineage: Eukaryota; Viridiplantae; Streptophyta; Magnoliopsida; Poales; Poaceae
Product: auxin response factor 4-like
Exons: 15
Coding region: 292-2718 (808 amino acids)
Biological process (GO): response to hormone; regulation of DNA-templated transcription
Cellular component (GO): nucleus
Molecular function (GO): protein binding; DNA binding
Source: RefSeq, a predicted model, not a curated record
GCCUCGCGUUUGCUCGCCUGCCUCUCCAUCUCCCUCUCUCUCCUCCCGCUCUCUCGCCUGCCUAGAGAGAGAGAGAGAGAGAGAGGGCCUCUAGGCUCGUGGCCGUGUCUCUCUCUACUCCCUACAAAGAGACCACCACCAAGUCCGGCUACCCCAUCUCCUCCUCUCCCCCCUCCUCCCCACAGAACAUUUCUCGACGACUACUGCUGCCUGCCCUUUUCCACCUGCCUUCCUCCCACCGCUGCCUUCUAGGGUUCCCCUCCCCCGCCGCCGCCGCCCGAUCCGAGGCAGAUGCCGCCCGCAGCCAUGGCGCCGCCGCCGCCCCAGCCCACGUCUUCCUCAGGUACGCGCGCGCCUCAGCCGGCCAGAUCCGGGGAUCCUCUCUACCCGGAGCUCUGGCGCGCGUGCGCCGGCCCGCUCGUCACCGUCCCGCGCGUCGACGACCUCGUCUUCUACUUUCCACAGGGGCACAUAGAGCAGGUGGAGGCGUCUAUGAACCAGGUCGCCGGAAACCAGAUGCGCCUCUACGAUCUCCCCUCUAAGCUGCUCUGCCGCGUCAUCAACGUCGAGCUCAAGGCGGAAACAGACACCGACGAGGUUUACGCGCAGAUCAUGCUCAUGCCAGAGCCCGAGCAAAACGAGAUCGCGGUGGACAAGGCGAGUCCUGGGGCGAGCGCCACGCCGCCGAGGCCAGCAGUCAGAUCCUUCUGCAAGACGCUCACCGCCUCCGAUACCAGCACACACGGUGGCUUCUCCGUGCUGCGCCGCCACGCUGAUGAGUGCCUCCCUCCCCUGGACAUGACACAGUCGCCUCCCACACAGGAGCUGGUGGCGAAGGAUCUGCAUGGCAUGGAGUGGCGCUUCCGCCACAUCUUUCGCGGGCAACCUAGGAGGCAUCUCCUUCAGAGCGGUUGGAGUGUGUUUGUCAGUUCCAAAAGGCUUGUUGCUGGGGACGCCUUCAUUUUCCUCAGAGGAGAGAAUGGUGAGCUUCGAGUUGGUGUUAGGCGGGCUAUGAGACAACUGUCUAAUGUGCCUUCUUCAGUCAUAUCUAGCCAAAGCAUGCACCUUGGAGUCCUUGCAACUGCGUGGCAUGCUAUCAACACGAAAACCAUGUUCACUGUGUACUACAAACCUAGGACGAGUCCUUCUGAGUUCAUCAUACCAUAUGAUCAAUAUAUGGAGUCAGUAAAAAACAAUUAUUCCAUUGGGAUGAGAUUCAGGAUGAGGUUUGAAGGGGAAGAGGCGCCAGAGCAGAGGUUUACUGGUACAAUAGUUGGCUGUGAAAAUCUUGACCCACUAUGGCCUGAAUCCAGCUGGAGAUACUUGAAGGUGCGUUGGGAUGAGCCUUCUACUAUCCCACGUCCAGAUAGGGUCUCUCCUUGGAAGAUCGAGCCUGCUUCCUCACCUCCUGUUAACCCCCUUCCCCUUUCUAGAGUCAAACGACCUAGACAAAAUGCUCCACCGCCUUCUCCUGAAUCAUCUAUUCUUAUGAAAGAAGGUGCAACUAAGAUUGAUAUCGAUUCUGCUCAGACACAACAUAAUCAAAACUCGGUCUUGCAAGGUCAAGAGCAGAUGACCUUGAGGAACAACCUGACUGAAAGUAAUGACUAUGAUGCCACUGUUCAGAAGCCUAUGAUGUGGUCUCCAACCCCCAAUAGAAAAAACCAUACCCUAACUUUUCAGCAGAGAUCCUCUAUGGAUAAUUGGAUGCAGUUGGGAAGGCGUGAAACUGACUUCAAGGACACCCGAGAUUCCCAGAGGUUCUAUAUGCAAGCUUUUGAUGACAAUCAUAACCAUCUUAAUUCUUUCAAGAAUCAGCUUCAGGAUCAGAGCUCAGCCCACCACUUUGUGGACCCAUACUUCUGUAUGCCUCCACAACCUUCUUUGACUGUUGAAUCAAGCACAAGGACGCACACAGCAACCAAUAAGUUGCGUUUCUGGGGCGAACAGAAUACUGUCUACGGUACUUCAAGUGACCAACCACAAGGUUUGAGCUUUGGACAAAAUCCAUCGAGUUGGUUAAAUCAACCAUUUGGCCAGGUUGAACAGCCUCGGGUGGUCAGACCUCAUGCAUCAGUUGCUCCAUUUGAUGUAGAAAAAACAAGAGACGGCAGUGGUUUUAAGAUUUUUGGGUUCAAAGUUGAUACAACCAGUGCACCUCCAAUUCCUUUGAGCUCUCCAAUGGCAGCGACACAUGAGCCUGUGGUACAAACUCAACUGCCGGUAUCAUUGAAUCAUUUGCAACCUUUGCAAACUGAUUGCUUACCUGAGGUGUCUGUAAGCACUGCUGGGACAGCAACUGAGAAUGAGAAAAGCAUUCAGCAAGGUCUGCAAAGUUCAAAAGAUUUUCAAAGCAAGUCCCAGAGUGCCUCAACAAGGAGUUGCACAAAGGUUCAUAAGCAAGGAGUGGCGCUAGGCAGAUCCGUGGAUCUCUCUAAGUUCACUGACUACAACGAACUUAAAGCAGAACUAGAUAAGAUGUUUGAAUUUGAGGGUGAAUUGGUUUCUGCUAACAAAAACUGGCAGAUUGUCUAUACUGACAAUGAGGGUGAUAUGAUGCUUGUGGGAGAUGACCCAUGGGAAGAGUUCAGCAGCAUAGUGCGCAAGAUCUAUAUUUACACGAAGGAAGAGGUCCAGAAAAUGAACUCAAAAUCAUCUAAGCCAAGAAAGGAUGAACCUUUAGCAGCUGGUGAAGGAUGUGCGGCCACAAACGAGUAGACUCAUCUGCCUGCGGCAAGCAUUUUAGAUAACUAGCGAACCAUCAAUUCUUGAUCUACAAGCUUGGUCACAUGAUGUUGUUCGUUAUGAGAAGUAGCACCGAGAGGUACUCAUCUUUCAGUUGUUGCUUUUGGCGUUUGUGCAGGUUGUGUGAAGGCGACGAUGCUUGUGCCGUGUCCCAGCCAAGUAACACCUGAAAUCUUUUUGCUUGUCUGUUGCAGCCCUUGGGAUUUUGUAGGAAAUGUAGACUUGUCUAUUCGCUUCACCGCAGUUUGCUCUUGGCAGAAAGAUUCAAGGCCAUUAUUAUUAUUGUUCUUAUUAUUGCCCCCUCCUGAUUUGCUCUCCAUUCUCAUGUAAAUAUUUAUGAAUCCAGUCUUCACCCAGUAGCAGCGGUAGCAGUACCUUGUAUUAACCAGCUAUUCCCGGUAUCAGCCUUUUAAUUUCUGUAAGCUAUAGCCUUGUAGCUUGAGGUGAAGGGAUGGCAGACAAUGGUAUAUGUAUGCCUGAUCUUACUGAAUGUACUAUAGUUAUAGAGGACC